Molecule: messenger RNA, 417 nt
Organism: Recurvomyces mirabilis
Lineage: Eukaryota; Fungi; Ascomycota; Dothideomycetes; Mycosphaerellales; Teratosphaeriaceae
Exons: 1
Coding region: 1-417 (138 amino acids)
Source: RefSeq, a predicted model, not a curated record
AUGUCCCAGUCCGAGUCCUCCAAGUCCUCCAAGUUCUCCAGGCCUUCCAAGUUCUCCAGCUCCUCCAAAUUCUCGAAGUCCUCCAAAUUCUCUAAGUCCUCGAUGUCAAUCAGCUACUCGACCAGUGAUUCAACAGCCGAUGGCCAAAGGACCGGAAAGUCAAUAACAAAAGAACGCCAAACUGAUGACUCUGGUAGAACAGAAACUAAGACUACUCAAGAUCUCAGAGAGCCAGAAGUCAGGGAGACUCAUCGUUACGACAAGCAGGGCCGUGAGCUACCGCCUGGUAUUGACAAUUCCACUCAGCAACAGCAACAACAGGUCAAGGAUCCCAGCGACGGGAAGCAAGCAGAGCGCGAUAAGAAGUAUGAAGAGCGUAUGGAGGAUGAGUACGCUAAGCGGGAAGGCGGUGCUUGA